Messenger RNA from Guillardia theta CCMP2712, 702 nucleotides. RefSeq lists its product as hypothetical. Lineage: Eukaryota; Cryptophyceae; Pyrenomonadales; Geminigeraceae. Bases 1 to 702 code for a protein of 233 amino acids. The transcript has a single exon. The record is from RefSeq and is a predicted model, not a curated record. Gene Ontology annotation, molecular function: 3'-5'-RNA exonuclease activity.
AUGCUUGCUCAAUGCUACACGAGAUCUGAAUUCUUUCCAAACGUUCAGCCAAAAGCAGAAUUGAAGUGGAACCGCCGCGGACCAAAGAUUGUGGACGAGAUCCUUCGGUAUGCUCCCGACGUCGUGUGCUUGCAGGAGUGUGAUUGCUGGGAUGAUUUCCUCCUAGCAAAGAUGCAGUCGAAUGGCUUCUUUGGGAUCUGGAAACAAAAGUCUGGGAAGAAAGAUGGAGUAGCCAUUCUCUGGAAGACCGAGAAGUUCAACUUGAUAAGGCAGGAUUCGGUCGAGUACAACCUCAAGGGCGGAGUUGGUAUCAUGGCAAUGCUCCAACCAAAGCCCGAUGCUGGGCAGGACACCUCUCCAGCAUUCUGCGUUGCGAACACGCACUUGUUCUGGAACCCCGAGAUGGAAUAUAUCAAGCUCAAACAAGCGCAGAUUUACCUCAGUAGGAUUUCAGACUUCGCGGCCGGCGCAUCCUGCGUGGUGUGUGGUGAUCUUAACUCAAUGCCGAGCUCAGACUGUUACUCUCUCUUCAUCAGCGGCAAGGUCACUCAUACUUACACACCUGUCGUGAGCGACGACGAGGUCAGUGGGCAAGUGCAAGGUGGCGGAGAGACCACCACAGAAGUGUUCAGCAGCCCCCUAGAGCUCACCUCUGCGUAUGAUCCUCCCCCGGUACCUUCUUUUUACAAACGGUUGCAGUGA